Messenger RNA from Adelges cooleyi (spruce gall adelgid), 1788 nucleotides. RefSeq lists its product as uncharacterized. The record is from RefSeq and is a predicted model, not a curated record. The transcript has 52 exons. Bases 91 to 1692 code for a protein of 533 amino acids. NCBI's taxonomy places the organism in Eukaryota, Metazoa, Arthropoda, Insecta, Hemiptera, Adelgidae.
UAGGUAAAUUAUUUUUGUCUGUAAGUUAUUAAAUUCUCUAUCGUACAACUCGAUGGUCUUUUUUUAGUGACAAGACAACAUCAUUAAAAUAUGCGAAAAAUGGCUAUUUAUUUUAUAGCCGUCAUUGUUUUGGAAAUAUUAUUGGUCGCGCAAGGUAUGCCAACAGUUCAACAUGGACUAGAUGGUAUGAGCUUGAAUGCAUUCGCAGACUUUAAAGGUGGAAAUGUUACGAAUAAUCCGUUCAUGGACCCAAGUGAUGAACUAGGAUUUCCACGAGCUACUCCAAGUGCUCAAAAUUUCCCAGUCACACAAAAUCCGUCAUAUUCACAAGUUCCUUCAAGUGCUCCUCAACCUCAAGUCCAACAAAAAGCGUCAUAUUCACAAGUCCAAGAAAAUUUGGGAUUGGCACAAGGUUUGGAUGAUCUACUAGGUUUGAUGAAUUUGAAUUUCACACCAGCCACUCCAAGUGCACCAACUGCAUCUAGUGCAUCUAGUGCAUCGAGUGCACCAAAUUCACAAGUCCAACCCACUGCGACAAAUACACAAGCCACACAAAAUGCGUCAUAUUCACAAGUUCCUUCAAGUGCACCUCAACCACAAGUCCCACAACAAAUGCAACAACAACAAUCUACUUCAAAUGCGUCGAAUUUACAAAUCGUUCCAAGUGGGCAAGUUCCAAAUGCAACUUCACAAGUCCAACAAAAUGCGGCAUAUUCACAAGUCCCACAACAAAUGCAACAACAACAAUUACAACCAAGUAUGACAAAUUUACAGGGCGGUGCUUCCGUUGAAACAAGAGGGGCAAUAGUACCGGCUGUGCAAUAUGCACCGAUCCAACAAGUUCAGGCAAAUGGACAAUUAAUCCCACAAAUGCAGGCAAAUGGACAAAUAAUGCAACAAGGUCAGGCAUAUGGACAAACCCAACAAAUUUUGCCGAAUGGACAAGUUAUUCCACAAGGUCAGGCAUAUGUACAAGGCCAACAAGUUAUGCAGAAUGGACAAGUCGUGCCAUUUUAUUCACAAGGUUCUCAAAAUAUUCAACAAUUCCCCCAAAAUCCAGCAUAUCCGCAAGGUAUGCAAUUGCAAACUUAUCCACAAGGUAUGCAAACUGUGCCAUAUAAUCCACAAGGUAUGCAAAUGCAAACUUAUCCACAAGUCCAACAACAAAUGCAAUUUCAACAAUUCCCACAACAAAUGCAACAUCAACAAUUCCCACAACAAAUGCAACAACAACAAUUCCAACCAAGUAUGGAAAAUGUUCAAGGUGGUGCUUCCAUUGAAACAAGAGUACCAGCUGUGCAAUAUGUACCGAUCCAAGCUCAGCCAAUUAGACAAGUAAUGCCACAAAGUCAAGAAUAUGGACAAGUUGUGCCAUUUAAUCCACAAGGUCCUCUAAAUAUACAACAAGUCUCUCAAAAUUCAGCAUACCUGCAAGGUAUGCAAUUGCAAACUUAUCCACAAGGUAUGCAAACUGUGCCAUAUAAUUAUCCACAAGGUAUGCAAAUGCAAACUUAUCCACAAGUCCAACAACAAAUGCAAUACCAACAAUUCCCACAACAAAUGCAACAACAAAUGCAAUUUCCACCACAAGUGCAAUAUCAACAAGAUGUUGAACCGCAAUGCCAUCACUCUACAAUUAUCAUUCGUACACCUCGUCAUCAUUCGCAUCAUCAUUCUCAUUACGGUUAUUAAGCUACAGAAAAGACUCAAAUGUGUCGUAAGAAUACCCAGUUUGGUUUCAAGUACAAUUUAAUAAUUUUUUGACUGUAUAAACUUUUAAAAGCCAAC